Sus scrofa (pig) is the source of this 1353-nucleotide messenger RNA. The record is from RefSeq and is a predicted model, not a curated record. Lineage: Eukaryota; Metazoa; Chordata; Mammalia; Artiodactyla; Suidae.
AUGGGUUCCCUCGCCACCUUCCGGACAAAGUGUCAAGUACAAGUUCAAGUUCAGGGCCAGGCCCGGGGGGGGGGGGGGGGGCGCCAAGCCUUCUCCCGCCGCCUUUGUUCUUGGAGAGAAUCACUCCUAAGUCUCCUCCGGGCGGGGCCCGGCCAACGCCCCCGCCCCGCCCCGUGGUGCCCAACUGGGGCCGCCUCCUCCCGCCCUCGCGGCGCCUGUCCCCUGGUCCCGGCGCCCCCGCUCAGGGCCACCGAAGGGUCUGGGUACUCGGGGAGGGGGGAGGCGCGAUCCGGGUCCGUGGGAGCCUCCCCAGCCCCGCAGUCCCAGCAGCAAACCGAGCGUUGUCGGACGGAUGCUCGCGCGGAGGGCCCCAACCCAGCCAGGUCUGAUGGUUACGGUGUGGACAUGCUGGAUUACAGCAGCGAUGAGGUACCAGGCUCAGACAUGUGACCCAUGUGGCCCAAGUUCACACAGCUGGAAAGCAGCAGAUAGGAAACUCCAGGUCCAUUUCCAGAGCGUCUCUGAGGAAGAACAAGACAGAGAAUUCCUGGUUCAGUCCCUGGAGAAAGUCAACAGGGCAGCGAGUUUCUCUCCCUGGUGCUGCUCUGGAAGGAGGACUCAGUGGUAGAGGUUUAAGGGUGGAGGAGAGGGUGAUGGUGAUGAGGGCAGAUCCGGAGGUGAGGAAAGAGGAUUUUAUUACAAAUGGAACUGGAAGCCAUUCCUGGAAUGUAGACAUUUUGCCCCUGCCACCCAAUCUGCUUCCUAGACUGAGUCGGGGAAUGGUGUGGAUAGAAAUGGCAGUGGGGGACCAGCAAGCCUGUCUUCAGAGCAGAAGGAAGGAAACAAGGAAGGAAUGAGGGAGGGAGGAAGGAAGGAGGUUCAAGGCCUUCAAUUCUGAGCACUUAAAAACGUGUGUAUUUUUUUCUUAUUUCCAUAGUAAUAUAUACCUAUUGAGAAAAACUAGAAAUUUCAGAAAAGCACACGCACAAAAUAUGCCCUGCAGUCCUGCCCCCAGACUUAACGACUAUUAAUGUUUUGGGUGCGAUAAGAAGCUAUACUGAGGCUACAGGGAGCUGAACUGUAGGAAGGGAGAGAGGAAUGUCUAUUUUUUUGUUUAUACCUUUUUCUACUGUUUGAAUUUUUCUCAGGAGAAUGUCAAAUAAAACCGAGUUAAAAUAGCACAUAAUGCAACACUUUUCUAUAUAUUGAGAUUGUGUGCAUUGAUCUCUACGAAAAUAGGGGUCAUGGAGUUCCCGUCGUGGCGCAGUGGAAACGAAUCUGACUAGGAACCAUGAGGUUGUGAGUUCAAUCCCUGGCCUCGCUCAGUGGGUUAAGGAUCCGGUGUUGCCGUGA